Messenger RNA from Megalopta genalis, 1718 nucleotides. It is a transcript of the gene Rad60, whose product is annotated as DNA repair protein Rad60. Gene Ontology annotation, biological process: positive regulation of transcription by RNA polymerase II; cytokine production. Gene Ontology annotation, molecular function: protein binding. The record is from RefSeq and is a predicted model, not a curated record. NCBI's taxonomy places the organism in Eukaryota, Metazoa, Arthropoda, Insecta, Hymenoptera, Halictidae.
UUGUCUUUGUGUUUGAUCGUACCUCACGUAUGUUACAUAUGGCUGGCUGCGCGUUUCACUUUUGGUGAUCUGACACUAACACGCUACAUAUAAGCGAUACUAUUGGUGGAUCAGGAAGAUUUGUAAUCAUUAAUAUUUUUAAAAAACAAAACCAUUACAGCAUAACUGUAAAACUAUGGAACUUAAAAUAUUUAACAGAUGUUAUCGAACGCCCUGUAUAUAAUAAGUACAUUAGUGUUGGUUCCAGUUUCCAAAUGGAAUUACAUUGUAAUAUUGUACAUUGUAUUUCUGUCCGAAAUACCUCUGAAGGUUGACAACAAAUUGUUAUAAUUUUCCAAGAUAGUACAACGUUUUUCUCAUCGAACAUUUUAAGAAACUGUCUAGAUUUUGAAUACAUCAUAUAUAAAUUAAAUACCGGUGAUGUGAUUACCUGUAAUUACUACUGGUUUAAAAUGCCGGCAAAGUGUUUCUAAAUAUUUAUUGUGAAAGAUUUAUUUUUUUAAUAAGCUCCGUACAUAUAUUAAUUCGUGUAUAAAACAGUGAUACGUUUAUCAAUUUCGCGCGAACAGAUUAUUUUAUUUUUUAUUUCACGUUAUUAAACAAACUACUGUGUGAUGGAUUCGGUACAAUUAGGAUCUUCAUCUGAGGAUGAGGAUGACAUAUAUCUAAAUUCUGUUGCAAAGCUGAACGCUUUAAAAAAGCUAGCACCAUUACAUCCUAACAAAGAGGCUGUCAAGAAGAAUGAAGAAACAAUAGAAGAACGGAUAAAAGGAAUUGAUUCUGAGGAUAUUGUAUUAGCAGAAAGGCAACCUAUAAACACGAAAUCCAAAAAAAACGUAUCAGGUCCCAGAACAAGGAAACGCAGACAAGAGAUAAAUUCAGUAGACCAUGAUUCAGACUUGGAAAUUGUUUCUGUAGAAAAUGAAGUAAUUCUAGUGGAGGAAAAGACUAAUAUUGUUGAGGAAAAAUCAAAUCCAAUAUCAGGAAAUGAUUCAUUAAUUGUAGAAGAGGUUGUAGAUUCUUCUAGUGAAGAUGAAAAUUAUGAUGUAAAUAUCAAGAUUCUUUGGCGAUCAAAAGAUGUGCAUCGUUUGAACAUUUGUAGAAAUGAAAAUUUUCGGAAAAUUUUUGAGUAUUUCGCAAAUCUGGAAAAAGUUCCUAUAGAUGACAUUUUGAUAACUAAAAGGGAUAGAAUGAUUAAAAAAACUGAUACGCCGGUUUCUAUAAAUUUAUCCGUAAUCGAUAUACUUGAAGGAGGUGUGGUAAAGAAAGAUAGUACUAAAGAAGAGGCAUUGGAUGAAGAUGUUUGUAGUAUAAAAGUACAAACCACAAAUAAGAAGAAUCUAACAAUAUUGGUUAAACGUGAUGAUACUUUCAAAAAGUUGUGGCAAAAAUGUGCAAAAGAAUUGAAUGUCGAGGAAUCAAAAAUGAAAUUGUAUUUUGAUGGGGAACUGAUAGCAGUUACAGAUACUCCUCACUCAUUAGAUAUAGAUGACGAAGCUUGCUUUGAUCUUCGAUUGUCUUCCUAGUAAAAUUAUGUCUAUUUAUUUAAAUAUAUUUAAUAACUAUAUCAUAAAAGUAAAGCAAAACGAACAUGAAAAACUGUAGAAAACAUUUUUUAAUUUUUUAUAGAAAAUUUAUAUUUGAUCUGUAUUACAGUAAAAUGUGUCAUUAAGCAAAUAAAAUUAAUUUAUGUCAAAAUUAAAGGUGGUCCUUCGGAA